Molecule: messenger RNA, 2756 nt
Organism: Neogale vison (American mink)
Lineage: Eukaryota; Metazoa; Chordata; Mammalia; Carnivora; Mustelidae
Gene: DKK2
Product: dickkopf WNT signaling pathway inhibitor 2
Exons: 4
Coding region: 1-780 (259 amino acids)
Biological process (GO): multicellular organism development; negative regulation of canonical Wnt signaling pathway
Cellular component (GO): extracellular region
Molecular function (GO): co-receptor binding; receptor antagonist activity
Source: RefSeq, a predicted model, not a curated record
AUGGCCGCGCUGAUGCGGGGCAAGGACUCGUCCCGCUGUCUGCUCCUACUGGCCGCGGUGCUGAUGGUGGAGAGCUCACAGCUCGGCAGCUCGCGGGCCAAACUCAACUCCAUCAAGUCCUCUCUGGGCGGGGAGACGCCUGCCCAGGCCGCCAAUCGAUCAGCGGGCACAUACCAAGGACUGGCUUUCGGCGGCAGUAAGAAGGGCAAAAACCUGGGGCAGGCCUACCCUUGUAGCAGUGAUAAGGAAUGUGAAAUUGGGAGAUAUUGCCACAGUCCCCACCAAGGAUCCUCGGCCUGUAUGGUGUGUCGCAGGAAAAAGAAGCGCUGCCAUAGAGAUGGCAUGUGUUGUCCCGGGACCCGCUGCAAUAAUGGCAUCUGCAUCCCUGUCACUGAGAGCAUCUUAACCCCUCACAUCCCAGCUCUGGAUGGCUCCCGACAUAGAGAUCGAAACCAUGGUCAUUACUCAAACCAUGACUUGGGAUGGCAAAAUCUAGGAAGACCACACACUAAGAUGUCACACAUAAAAGGGCAUGAAGGAGACCCCUGCCUGCGAUCAUCAGACUGCAUCGAAGGGUUUUGCUGCGCUCGCCACUUCUGGACCAAAAUCUGCAAACCAGUGCUCCAUCAGGGGGAAGUCUGUACCAAACAGCGCAAGAAGGGCUCUCAUGGGCUGGAAAUUUUCCAGCGGUGUGACUGUGCAAAGGGCCUGUCCUGUAAAGUAUGGAAAGAUGCCACAUAUUCUUCCAAAGCCAGACUCCACGUGUGUCAGAAAAUAUGAUCACCUCUAAGGAAAAUCAUCCCUAGCAGACUGUGAAUCUGUGUAUUUAAUGCAUUAUAGCAUGGUGGAAAAAAGGAUUUGGAUCUCAGAAGAAUGGCUCAAAUAAGGAAAGUGAUAAGAAUAUAUAGAUCACAGAGAGAGAAAAAAGAAAAGAAAAGAAGCAGAUAAGAAAGGGUAACAAAUGUAGUACAAUUGAUGCAUUUCCAUGAUGCAGCUUGUUCAUGUAAAUAAUGUACACGUUUGUGAAAAUGCUAUUACUGAAAAAAAAAAGCACAUAGUGAAAAUUACUGACGAAUAUGAUAUGACUUUCCAGGAGUUUAGGUUGUGCUGGAGGAUCAGUUUCCUUCAGAUUGGUGAUUGCCUAUAGAAAUAACCUAAAAGCCAUAUUUCUAAUUCAAAGUUAUAGUUUAACAAAAUAGUCCCUUGGCAUAUAAUAGGCUCUAACAUAAAAAGUGUUGUUAAAUAGGAAAUGAAAGCAUGGAACAUAGAUAAUUUGCAACACAGAAUCACCUUUUGGUUUGGAAUGCGACUUCUAUGGCUCAAUGAAAGGCCUUGGUAGACAAGAAAAAAAGCAGUCAGUAUUUUCCAAAUAAUCUCAAAAAUAAUUGCAAGGCUUUUUUGAAUGCCUUUAGGAAAAACCAAAUUUAUUUUGCUUUCAACUGUUUAUUUACAUUUUUCAAAAGUUGUUUUUCACUGGUAAUUCCCAAGAACCAGUAUAAGACAAAACAGUCCAUUUCCAUUCUAAAGGAAUGGCAUUGCACAUUUUCUUGAUUGUAUGUGAUUCCAACCUUGAGUAUAUUUUAUUUUCCAAAGUAUCCCAAUUAAUUGUGAAUAGUAAAGAGUUGAAUUUCACAGAUUGCAAAAAAAUUUAAGAUGUCCAAGAUACAGAAUCAACACUAACAGAUUGUUAUUUUUUUAAGCUUUGGCAUUCCAUGUGUUUGACAGAAUUGGAUUGGUAAACCCAUUUAUUCUUUACACAUGUAGUACAGUCAGGAAAAGCUGAAAGCAGAAACUGAUCUACAUUUGUGCUGCACUGAAGGACAAAGAAAAUGGACAAAACUUGGUCAAGUGCCCAGGUUUUGGCAACAUGUCAAUCAUGUAUCUGAAGCACAAACUGACUAUUCAUAUUGGAAUCCCAAGGCUGCACAGCCUAAAUGGAAGUUUUCCAUGGGAUGUGCUACCACAAUAUUUACUAUGCAGAUGAGUUCUGUGUAGGUCACUAGUUGACCUCAAAAUAUUUAUUUUAUAUUUUUUGAGGUCCUAAAGUAGUAUGAGGAAGUCUCAUGAAAUAGACUCCCAGGGCAGGUAGUAUCUUAAGGUUCUAUUGUCCUGCAUCAACUUCUAACUUGCCAAUGGCACCAUCUGAAAUUUCUGUACCAAUCUCUCUCUUUAAUAUCUGGGUUUUUCUUUUUUUGUUUUUGUUUUUGUUUUUUGCCAAACAUACCAUUUCUGUUUUCAGCAGCCAUUGAAAGUAAAGAAUAUAAAUGGAAUAACUUGUAAAAUCUACAUAUUGCUAACCUGUAGAAACCACAGUUCCAAAUUCUUUGAAACCAUUUUAUUACCUUUUUUUGGUUUGCUCAGUUCUAAAUAUCUAUGUCUAGAGCAUAAAGCAAAAAGUUAUCUUAUAGUUAUUACUUGUGACCUUUUCUUUUAUAGACUGCAAGUCACUCCUUAAUUUUCUCUUACUUAAACCCCUUCUGCAGUUUCAAAUUCAAGUUUUCCCAGUAGAGAUUAAAUCUGAGCCUGCAUGUCUAUUAAGAAUUUCAGCUUCCCAUACACAUUUACAAGGGUGAUAAAGAUUCACAUUUUUCCACAUGUCUGCUAAAACAAAAAUUAUAAGCUAAUCUAUCCAAGAACCAAAGUCUGUGCAAACAGGUUUCUAUAAGCUUGGCAACAUGAAAAUGGAACAUUUCAGUCAAACAUUUCCUAUAUAGCAAUUACAUUUACAAUCUGUUUUUUGCAUUAGUUCCCUAUGU